AUGUCGCAGGCGUCCUCCUCAACCGCUCGGACUCGGCGGUCAAGCGCAGAUCGGGUUGCCCUGCAACCUGGACCCCUUGUUGUUGUUGCUGCAGUGCCUCCGCCCACUACUGUCGAUCUGCAGGCGCCGCUUGAUGAUAUGACCGGGUUACCAUUGAUCAUGUGCCCGACUUGCAAGGAUGUGCGGGUGUUUGCUGCCACUACCACGAAGUCUCAGUAUAAUUUUGGAAAGAGGUUUUUCAAGUGCCCCCGGCAAGGCUAUGGAAAUGGGAGAUGUUCCAGGUAUUGGUUUGAGGAGGAAUAUAUGGUGUACCCUGAGGAUCAUGGUUAUCUACUUCCAGCUUCCUCGACCAUUGCAGCUGCUUCGACAACAGAAGUUCCCGAGCUGGUGGGAAAAAUAGAUAGGUUGGAGCAAAAUCUGAACGAGGUGAAGCAAAUGGUUGGCAAGAACAGGGAAGGCUUGGGAAGUUGCAUUUGUCUUGUGUGUGGAUGUGUGAAUGUAACAAUAUUCGUGGUGUUGGCCAUUGGCUUGGUUGUAGCUGUAUUGAAGUAAGCAAUUCUGAUGAUGUAUGGGCCUUUGUGUUGAAGCUGUAGU
This is a messenger RNA of Panicum virgatum (switchgrass), 594 nucleotides long. RefSeq lists its product as uncharacterized. The record is from RefSeq and is a predicted model, not a curated record. The transcript is spliced from 2 exons. NCBI's taxonomy places the organism in Eukaryota, Viridiplantae, Streptophyta, Magnoliopsida, Poales, Poaceae. Gene Ontology annotation, molecular function: zinc ion binding. Bases 1 to 552 code for a protein of 183 amino acids.